Messenger RNA from Ananas comosus (pineapple), 2282 nucleotides. RefSeq names its product IQ domain-containing protein IQM2-like. The record is from RefSeq and is a predicted model, not a curated record. The coding region runs from base 258 to 2117 and encodes 619 amino acids. NCBI's taxonomy places the organism in Eukaryota, Viridiplantae, Streptophyta, Magnoliopsida, Poales, Bromeliaceae. The transcript has 10 exons.
UUCUCUCCUCCUCCUCCUCCUCCUCCUCCUUCCUCUUUCUCUCUCACACCUUCACACAUUUCCCCACAUUCUCCCUCUAUCCCAGGUUGUGAGUUGGUUUUGAAGGAGAGGAGGCAAAGGAGGAGAUCUACAUACAUCAUUUACUAUCAUUGAUUACUUUGUUCAUCCUCUUCCCAAUCAAUCAAAAAAGAAAAAAAAAAAAAAAAGGAGGAAUUUUUCCUUUUUUUGAGAGUAGUAAUCUCAUUUAGUAUCACAAAAUGGGUCUAUCAUUCUCAUACCCUAUAGAUGACUAUGAUUAUUUGGAUGAGAGCUUUGAAUCUCUCCUCAUGAGAUCUUUCAGCUUCACCGACAAAGUUAAGAGCACCCUGCGGUCCCUGAGCUUCAACGGCCGCGAUUCCGAGCCCGCGAUAUUCAAAGCCUUCGGCUCGGCGAAGCUGAUCAUAGAAGGAUCUCUGAGUUUCAAUGGAAAGGAAACCAUGAUCUCUAUAAAGAGCCCUACCUCCAAGAAAAAGAGCUCCAAGAAAUCACCUUGCGCUAGUAAAUCGCGAUUUAGCCCUUCGUACGAAAGCCCCAAACUUACCGCGCCGGAAAGCCCGCAGCAUGAGGCGGCGUUGAAGCUGCAGAAGGUCUACAAGAGCUUUCGGACGAGGAGGCAGCUCGCGGACUGCGCUGUCCUUGUUGAGCAGCAUUGGUGGAAACUACUUGAUUUCGCACUGUUGAGGAGAAGUUCUGUGUCUUUCUUCGACAUCGAGAAGCCAGAGACGGCUGUUUCUAAAUGGUCGAGGGCGAGGACUAAAGCUGCUAAGGUUGGUAAAGGGUUAUCAAAGGAUGAGAAAGCUCAGAAACUUGCAUUGCAGCAUUGGCUCGAGGCCAUUGAUCCUCGCCAUCGAUACGGUCACAACCUUCACUACUACUAUGAGUGUUGGCUCCACUGUGAGAGCAAGCAACCCUUUUUCUAUUGGCUAGAUGUGGGAGAUGGGAAGGAGGUAAAUCUUGAAGAGCACUGCCCUAGAUUGACACUUCAACAGCAAUGUAUCAAGUAUCUCGGCCCGAAAGAAAGAGAGGCUUAUGAAGUCAUUGUUGAGGAUGGAAUAUUCAUGUACAAAGAGAGCCGGAAACUUCUAGACACUUCUGAGGGCCCUGAGGAUGUGAAAUGGAUCUUUGUUCUGAGCACAUCAAAAGCUUUAUAUGUUGGUCAAAAAAAGAAGGGAACAUUUCAGCACUCGAGUUUUCUUGCUGGAGGAGCUACUUCUGCUGCUGGGAGAUUAAUUGUAGAGAAUGGAGUUCUUAAGGCAGUUUGGCCUCAUAGUGGGCACUAUCGGCCAACGGAAGAAAAUUUCCGAGAGUUCACGAGCUUCCUCAAGGAAAAUAAUGUCGAUCUUACGGAUGUUAAGUUAAGUCCAACCGAGGAGGACGAGGAACUGGGGCAGAUAAUCCGAACCAGCAGCUCCGAACCGAACUUUGCCGAAAGUAACUACUUCAGCAAGCCAGAAGCUCAAAAGAAGCAUUCUUAUGCUUAUGAUGCAGCAAAAAUCUCCAUUCCAGAAGAAAAUGCAAGCUCGUGUAAGGCUCCUGGACCAGAAUCACGAGAGAGGAAAACGAAAAGAUCACUCCAUCUAGAGCUUCCCCCGAAGAAUAUUGUGUUUUUUGACGCACAAGAGAACAAAGAAAAUGACAAAGGUGAAGAAGAGGAAGGAGAAGAAGAAAUCGAUGAGGAGCGUGUCAUGUUCUGCAAAGAAAACCUAUUCGAAGAAGGAGAAGAAGAGACAGACGAGGAAGCGGUGCUGCAGGAAUUGAUUCUUCGAAGGAUCAGUUCGAAGAAAGGAGUGAAAUCUUAUCAACUGGGCAAGCAAUUAUCCUUCAGAUGGACUACGGGGGCUGGCCCGCGGAUUGGUUGGGUGAGGGGUUACCCGCCGGGGCUUCAAUUUCGCGCAUUAGAGCAAGUGAACUUAUCUCCGAGAAACCUAGAGCAAGUGAACUUAUCUCCGAGAAACCUGGGACCGUCUAGAUUUGCUUCACCGAGAACUUGUUAUAGUCCGAGUCCGAGAGUUAAAGAGACAUUGAAGGUGAAAGAGGAGGCACAAGCAACACAAAUGAGAAGAGAGAGUGAUAGGUGAAGGUGAGUGAGGCCUUUUGAAGUUGGUGAAAUUGUUGAAUGUAUAGAAAAGGAGUGUUUGAUUCAUACUUCUUGUAGAUUGGGUAGAGAAAUAUUGUGUGUUUGAAAGUAUUUAUAAAUUUUCGAUGGAUCAAAUAGAAACCAAAACCAUUCAAAAGUUAUUAUA